This is a messenger RNA of Ilex paraguariensis (yerba mate), 1870 nucleotides long. The record is from the annotation of a GenBank genome assembly. Lineage: Eukaryota; Viridiplantae; Streptophyta; Magnoliopsida; Aquifoliales; Aquifoliaceae.
AUGGGGGUAGAUGUGGUGAAUGAUAGAGUAGGAACUCUAGUGUGGGUACAGAUGAAGAAUGGGUCAUGGUGGCCUGGGAGGGUUGUGGGUCCCAGUGAGGCUAGUGAGCUCUCACCUUCUCAUGAUCUCUUCUCUCUGGCCAAAACCAAGACUCCUGUCAAACUCCUUGGAAUAGAAGAUGCUACUGUGGAAUGGUACGAUUUAGAGAAAUCAAAACGUAUAAAAGCAUUUCGGUGUGGUGAGUUUGAUGAUUUUAUCGAGCAGGCUGAAUCUUCCAAGUCCUGUCUUUCCGAGAAACUUGUAAACUAUGAACGUCGAGAAGAGGCUAUUCUUCAUGCACUUGACCUUGAGAAGCAACAACUGCAAAAGAAACAUAGAGUACCAGGAGAGGAUCGUGUGGGAACUAUAUACCGAGCAAAGAGAAGCAGAUGUGUUUACUUGCCACCUGAAUCCAGUUUAUGUUUGGAGCGCACUGUUUCUCAUCCUCAACAUUUACAGGAUCCAAACACAGAUGGAGGGGUCACAAAACCUUCAGGAAACUGCAAGGGACAGACUGGAAACCUGAACUGUGAGGAGCAUGAACUCGGUGACGUGUCUUACUUUCCUCCUCAAAACCAGACUGCAGCUUUACAGAAAGGGAAGGUGAGGAAAGGGAAAGGGCCUGGAAUUGUGAUUGAUGAAAAGAGGUAUUUCAGAUCCGAAAAUGGCACACUUGAUGGGGAAGACCCAUUAACUCCAAAUGCUGCGCCCAAAGAAGACAGUAGAACUGGAUAUGACACCAAAUCAGGGGAAAACAUUGUUUGGGAGGUCAAUAGACUGUCUCAAAUAGUGUCCCAGGGUGAUUACUUGGACAAGUGCUUUGAUUCACUAUGUAUUGGCCAUCAGAGUCGGAUGGAAAGCGUUUUGAUUGAUGUGGACUUGACAGUUCAAGCAAGCAAUCAAGAGGAGUAUGGCCCUCUUGUUUGUUUAACGAGUAGAUUGAAUGGGAAGAAAAUCAUAGGGCACCCAAUAGAUAGCGAAGUGUCAGAAGACGGUUCUUCAGACAUUCUUCUGCCUAUGGAGGAUGAUACUAACAAGAAGUUGUUUGAUAAUGAGGGGAGUGCAAUUCUUCAGCCAGUUUGGAAAACCAAAACUGCUAAAAGGACUCCUGUGUCCUAUAUUGCAUGCUCUUACCCUUCUUCCAUGUUAAAGCAUGAUAAAACUGCACAAGCUUGCCAAAAUUCUGGUCACCUAUGUGUCAAGGGGAGGGGAAAGAAUUUCACUCGAGCAUGGGAGUUUCUUGGGAAGCCGCUGAAAAAGCCUAGGCUUUCUAGCCUUGAAACAAGAAUGCUCUCAUCUGCCAUUGCAAGGAAUCGUAAGGGGAAGGUGUAUACUAUUCAGCCUAUUAACCAGGGUUUUAUGGGAGAUGGUUCACCCAUACCAGAAGAGACUGUGCCCACCAGAGUAACUUGUGUUCCUGUGAAACACAUAUGCGGUAAGUUACUGGUAGAAGUUGGUGGGUUGCAAUCUUGAGCAGCAAGUCACGGAAUUUAAACAUCCAAGUACAGAAAGAAAAGUUAGCAAUGGACAUUGUUACAUAGAAGCAAAUAGUAGUAUAACUUGUGAAUUACUAAGCAACUUCGAUUCAAGGUCCUUAAGUUAUGUUCCCGUAUGUAAGCUAUGUGAAAUUAUGGCCCAUCAGUGCAAAUUUAAAAUAGAACAUUCUUUUUGGAGGCCAUGGACACAAAGAAGAUUUUAAAUGUAUAUAUGACUCUUAGUUAUCAAUCUUAUGGUUCUGUAACUCAAAACUGCUAGUAGAGAAAAUUCAAGCAGUUGAGUUUUCAUCAUUUUGGUUCCUAGGAAGGAUUUAUGCAAAUCAGCUGGAUUUUAU